Messenger RNA from Vespula vulgaris, 3050 nucleotides. RefSeq names its product protein singles bar (gene sing). Bases 1602 to 2156 code for a protein of 184 amino acids. The record is from RefSeq and is a predicted model, not a curated record. The transcript is spliced from 5 exons. Gene Ontology annotation, cellular component: membrane. Lineage: Eukaryota; Metazoa; Arthropoda; Insecta; Hymenoptera; Vespidae.
AUAAAAUAAGAAUGAAAAAAACAAUGAUCGAAACUGGUAGUAAUUAUAAAAAAUAGAAGGUAUAGGAAAAACCAAAAUAUUUAAUACGGAAAAGGAAAAAAAAAAUGGAAAAAUUUUAAUGCUGGAAUAAGUAGAAUGCAAGUACGGAGAAGAGAAGAAAAAUGAAAAGGUCAGAUUAUGCAAGAAAAAAAAAAGGAUCAUAGUAAUAUAAAAGAGAAAUAUGAAGAAAACAAAGAAAGCAGUAGAUCAGAGAUAGAAUUAAUAAAUGAAAUCAGAAAAUUGAGUUGAAUGCAAAAGAUAAUGAAAAAAAGAGAAAGAUAAUAAUAAAGAUUAGAAGUAAAUACAAAGCAAUUAGAAAUUAGGAAGAGAAGAUUAUAACUAAAUAAAAAAUAAAAUGUAAAUAAUGUUAAUAUUGGAUUCAUCAUCCUAAGAAGGAAACGAUUAUUUAAAAAAAUAAUUAAAAAAAUAUGAUACAAACUGGUAUAUUGAAGAUAUCAAAUAUAUAAGUAGUUUUAAAACGUGAUAUAUACGCGCAUUUAUGCUUCCAAAAUCAUGUUGUGGGGUUAUACACGGCGACGAAAUAAUAAAUAUUCGGAAUAACGUAAAAUUCACAAACAUAUGGUAUGAAUAUAUGGUAUAAACAUAUGGUAAUAACACAAAAAUAUGUUAUUUACAAUAAUACAUUAAGUAUUCUUCUUUAUUAUGUACACUGUGUAUAAGAAAAAACUAAACUAUACGAUCCAAAAUCCGAAAUGGAAGUAAAAAAAGUCGAUUCUUUUCUUCCUCGAUCAUGAGCGUCUUUGUAGGAUCACGUGAGUAAAUUGAGCAACAGGAUUGGUAGAGAGCACGUUGCAUCUGAUUAAUUCAGUGUUGCCAACAGCGGGAUAUUAAAACGCUUACACAAUUUCAUUUGCUGAAGUUCGACAAAAAGUGAAACUUACUUGAAAAUGUAUUAAAGAAAAUUUACGAAAAAAUUAGGAGCGUAGCUUUUACCGACUCUGCAUAGUCAGUCGAUUCUACAUCCUGGCAUCGUGGCACGUGCCAGAAAUAGACGACGGUUUCCCGUGUUAAAUACGACGCAGGGGGUGCAACGACAUUCGAAGAUUGUGAACGAACUCGUGAAACAUCCUCAGUUCGUCCAAAGUAUCUCGUAGUCACGGUUCUGCUCCCUUUUCGCAGGAAACUUUUAUCCUUUAACUUGUAUUAUUCAAAUAAAAUUAUCAAAUUACAAAACAAUCGCGAUUCUCUUUGAUACCAAUGAAACCCGUGAAGAUUGACAGAGAUUGCUCGGGUAGUUUCGAUCAAGAGGAUCAAUGAACUACGCUUAUAAUCUACCCUUUGAUUACGUGAAUUAAUCGCUAUUUAACCAAUUAGAGGAGAAUCAAAUUCGCGAGGGUUAUCGAAUGAAAGCUGUAAGAGAUUUUAAACGAUUCCAAUGUCCGCCGAGCAACACGUAAAUAAAUCGAUCAAUUAAAUCGUUGGGAAGUAAUUAAAUCAGACAGCAAUUCUUCCGGAAGUUAUAAACAGAAUCGAUCGAUCGAAAGAGAGGAAAGAAGAAGUUUUUAGAGUACGUAAUUUUACUUCAAUUUCCAAGAAGGAUCAUGGGUAAAAACGCUACUGGACCGAUAAUCAGGAUGUCAUCUUCCGGAACUCACGGAGCCGGAGGUAUCGAAUGUUGCUGUUGUAGAUGUUGCACCUGCAUACAUAUCGAGUUUCUUAAAACUUCUCCGGGAAUCGUAAAAGUCUGUGAAACGAUAAUUAGCGGAAUCAUUCAGAGUUUAUUAGUCAAUUAUGGUCUAAGGUAUAGCACGUCCAUUGGAUCUGCCUUUGAGGGAUCUUUGACGACGUCUUCGGCCUGCUUUUUGAUAUCCACCGUUUUAUUGGUCUGCUAUGUAGUCUCAGAAAAAUCUUACAGACUUAUCCGUUCAUCGCUUUUCGAAAUGAUGUUUAACGCAUUGGCAAGCUUUUUAUAUCUGAGUUCUGCCUCCUACCUCGCCUUUUCCACAAAGAUAUUUCUCUUACCUGAAUAUUAUCUAAAGCCAGGAUUUGAUGUUUAUCCGGCUAUGACAGCAGCUUAUAUUCUAAGCGCAGUCGUUGGAAUAUUACACGGAUUUGAUUCAUAUUUUUCCUUUAUUUAUUAUAAAACAGGCAGAUAGAUUUAAAUGUCAAUAGGCUUGAAUUUGAUAAUACCACAGAUCAGAACAUUUCAAUGCUGCACCUAAACGUAUUGAUUCGAACUCGUCCAUAGACAUUCUAGUUAUAAAUAACAUCAAAACAUUUAGGCGUUAUUAUUAAAAUAUUUCACUAGGUAUAAGUAGAGUAUACGAAACGGGUCCCUUCGCCAGAGACGACUAUUGAAAAUGGUGAUCGCUUAAAGAAUCAGGAAAAAUUUCACAAUUCCGACGAAUUUUCGUAUCGUCUCGUCGGUGGAAGAGGGCCGGUUUCGUUGUCGCAGGAAAUUGAUCGUAAAGUGGUACGAACAGUUUAUUUCAGAGCUAUUGAAAGUGAAAUAAAUUGUUUAAGUGCUCGGCUCGGUGUCUCGAAGCGAGAGAAGGCAGGCGCGAACGUGCUGGCCUGUCUAGCUAGCCAUCUAGACGUUCUCUUUGCUUAUUCAUUGCUCACGGCUCACGAAAACGGUGAAAUUUCGCGCGCACGUGAAAGGAAAAGAGGGAAUGAGGGAGACAGGUAGAGACAGAGAGGGAGAGAGAGAGAGAGAGAGAGAGAGAGAGAGAGAGAGAGUGUUAAUUGUUCGUGAAAAAGAGACGGAGGACAACUCGAGUGAUCUUAUUCUAUUUCUCGAGUCAAACGUAAGAUAAGCAGUUAAUUAAUUAUCGCACAGAUGGUACAUAAAAAUGCCUUUCCAAUGAAGUUUCAUCCCGAUAAGAUAAAUUCCUAAUGCGGAACAAUAAAAUAAGAAUAAUCUCAAUGAAAGCUACUUACACAAUUUGUUUCGCGCAUGUUUAUUCUAAUAGUAUUGGUACUAAUAGUGUACCACUAAUAGUGUACCAUAUGCCCGAACUUGAUACAAUAAAAGAGUAUUACUUUGAAUG